Messenger RNA from Diatraea saccharalis (sugarcane borer), 948 nucleotides. Lineage: Eukaryota; Metazoa; Arthropoda; Insecta; Lepidoptera; Crambidae. The record is from the annotation of a GenBank genome assembly.
AGUACUCUUUGGAUUAAACCUGGAAUGCCGCUGCCAGACUAUAAUUACCAAAUUAAUUCUGUCUAAGUCGAACAAUAUAUUCGGUUGAGCCCUAAAUUCGUCACCUUAUUUUAAAAUAAAAUGAGUAACAUGUUCAAACUGAAGCUCACUGCAUUAGGUCAUCCAAAUCCAGAAAACUUUAAUUGUGAAGAUGAAAAGGAAUAUAGAAGUGUUAUAUUGUGGUUAGAAGAUCAAAAGAUACGACAUUAUAAAAUAGAGGAGCGGGAAGGCUUACGUGAUAUAGACGCUGAUAAUUGGGCAGAAGCUUAUGAUGCUUAUCAACGUGAUUUAGUUAGCCCUGCUGCCGAUGGGAAUCUCAAUGAGCAGUUGAGUUGGAUAUUAUCUUAUGCAAUCAGAUUAGAAUAUGCUGACAAUGUUGAAAAGUACAAAAAUGCUAAGGUUGAAGAACAAAAGAAAGCAGCACCUAAUGUUGUAUCUUCAAAUCCUUUGGAUAAUCUUGAUUUUUCAAAUCCAGCAUUCAAAGCUGGUGUUGAAAGAGUAUCAACAAUUGUUGGAGUUGGACCACAUUCAGAUCCGAAAAUUAGACUUGCGGCUAUUGCAAAAAUUCUGAAAACAGCUCCGCAUCCUGAGCCACCAAAAACUGAAGCAAAUAUAAUUCAGCAACCAGCAGAUGUUUUAAAAUUACUAUUUGUGCAAGAUCUAAGAAACUUGCAAACAAAAAUUAAUGAGGCACUCGUUGCUGUUCAAACUGUUACUGCUGAUCCCCGUACUGAUACCAAAUUAGGCCAAGUUGGUAGAUAAUUAUAUUGUUCCAUUGUAAGAAAAUAGUAUUGUACUUUGUCAGUUUUUAGGAGUGAAUUUUAAAUAUUUACUCUUUGUCAUUUCAUUGGUUAACAUUGUAAUCAUAAUUUAUUAAUUAAGGUUCUUUUAAUACUAGUUUUUAAAUUU